GAACAUGAUACGUCUGCAUAUAUUAAUUCAGGGCAUUGUUUUUUGUGUUCAUGCGAUGCGAUGAAAAAAUGUCGAAACUUUAUCCAUUAUUUGAGUUCAUUACCACUGAGAAGUUGGUUGGAAAAAAUAUAAACUGGUCUCAAAACUGAAAAGCUAAAGCUGGUGCUCAAGAUGGAGCGCGUGAUCUAUGUCAUUUGUGAUUUGUCCCCUAUUCCUCCUAAUGAGGAUGAUGAUCAUGAAUCCCUGACUGUCUAUACAAAAUACACUAAGUGAGAAAGGGACAAUGAAGUGGCCAUAGUCUACACGUUGGCCUUUAUAUUUGAUUUUGAUAUCCUCCGCAACAGUUGUGGAACAUGAUAAAUGUGAGGGACAUUUACCUACAGUUACAGGAAAUACUCGAUUCUCAGAUUACAGCCAAAGUUUAUACCUAGGAGAGAGAAUAUAAAACUUGAAACUAGAAGAGGAUGCUCCUAUAAGCGAUCAUAUACUUAAAAUGUAUGAGAUCUCUAACCAGCUUGAAAUGUUUGGAGCAGCCAAGGAGGAAGUCACUAUGGUAAACAUGGUUUUCACGUCAUUGACUCAUAUGUACAAAAGGUUUGCAGACAAUUAUAACAUGAAUAGGCUCACCUAUUAUGAGAUGGAUUUGCACACCCAGUUCGUCAUCUUUGAGGCUAACAACAAGACUGAGAAAUCGCAUGUUGCUUAUUUGACUAAAUGUUCCUCUGAUAACAAGCCCAAAUCCAAGGAACUUAAGGAAGGAAGCCAGAAUCAUAACCCUGAAGGCCCACAGGUGGUGUCCAGAAGCCUGGGUAAAACAUCAAGUAAAACACCGUUUCUCAGAUGAAUGGUCAUUGAAAGGUAUAAUCAUCCAAUACUAAAGAACAUAUCUAAAUGCUCACAGACCGAAACUUCCUCAAAUAGGGUUUGUGUGGUGAUUGAGCUCCCAUCCUUGCUACGCUCCAAAGUUCAGGCUCUUGCAAGCUUUUGUCCUCUCUUCACUUCCUAUCCCAUUCUUUUUUACUAUCUACACAUCACAGUCACAGUUUGGCAGUAGUUAGGAAGUAUGCAUGUGAUUAUUAAUUUAGAAUGAUUACAAAAGCAAUACCUACAUUUACCUCACAAGCAAACUCUCUUGAGUACGAAGCACUCACUCUUGAGAUGUUCGGGUUUCCCAUAGAGCCAACAAGGUCCUUUCUCUUUUCUGCCAUUGCCCCUAGCUGACCUUUCUCUGACUUCUUGAUAGAUUUUAAUUAACCUAGUUUUAUAAAUCCCUAUAUAGAUAUUGUCAAGUUUCUACCAUGAAAAACUAUAGAAGGGGAGGAUUUCUUGUAGAUCACCAUCAUUCGAAACUUUAUUGGUUGUUGAUGUCAUUCCUUCAAUCGAGAAGGCUCUCUCCCAGAUCUAUCCUAUUUAAAGAAAGGAGCCAACAUGCCACUCACUAGAGUAGGGCUAGUGUGGCGCGUGAGAGCCAUCCACAAAUGGAUGUCUGGAUGGAAGCAAGAGAGAGAAGAUAGAUUCUCUCUCUUUCCUCUUUUGUUGUCUCUUGCUCUUUCUAGUGAUGAUGCUCAGGGGUUGAAACGUCCAAGGAUCUCUCCAAUCCCUCUGGCAUAGGAUGUAUUUAGUAGGAAUUAGGCUUUUAGGGAGCGACACCAAUAUAGUGCUCCACUACCCUACAAACUUUUGUAUGCGCUAUUACCCCUAAAGUUUGUAAUCCUGCCUAACCAUGUACCCCAAUCCCUCCACUUAUCAUGGCCAUCCAUCCCUAAUCCAAUAACCGUGCAAGUCAAGUGGUGUACCACAAGAUCUCAACUGUUGAAAUUACCAUCAAGUACAAUUAAAACCUUGUAACGGUUAAAACAAAAGAUCAACAGUCAAAAACAGUUAUGAAACCAUUUAAAACUUUUUGAGUACCAGUGCCAGCGAAAAACCAAUUAAUGGAUGGUUCGAUCUACUAGGUCUUAGUCAUAAGAAUGUUACUUAGUAACCAAUGGAUCCCUUGUUGGAUCAUAUGGGCCUCAAUCGUAUCCUAAUGUUGGAAUGCAACAAUAUACAUAUAAAGGAAUUCAAAUUUUCACUCUUUCUUUCCAUAUUUCGAAUGAACAUGCAUUUUUUUAAUAUUCUUUUUGAUACACUAAUAUGCUAAGGUGGCAUGCAAACUUGUAUAUCUGGUGUAGUAGUUUCUCAAGUUCCUAUGAAUGAUUUGUUCUUCCUACAGUUACUUCAUAUAAUUCCAUUUUCUAAUAAUAUCUCGCCUUUGACUUCAAUCCUUUUAAUAGUGUUAUUCCCUUGUGAUCUAACAUUGGCUUAAUGAGGUUAAAUAUUCCUUUCAUUUUUCAGUUCAUAUUUGCCAUCAUGGCCAACAUGAAGGGACAAGGUGGUAUUCAGAUGUUGUUGACAGCUGAACAAGAGGCUCAACAAACUGUCACUGGUGCAAGAAAUAUGAAAAUGACGAGGUUGAGGCAAGCAAAACAGGAAGCAGAUAGGGAAGCUGCAGCUUAUCGUGCUUAUUUGGAGGAUGAGCAUCGACGAAAAGAUUUGGAGGUAGCUGUGGUGAGCAUAAAGGGGAAGAUCCUUUUUGGGCUACUUUUCUGAUGGUUUGUCUCUUAUUCAUUAUUAUUUUUAUUUUUUCAGAAUUAUUCUUUUGAAUAGAUUGUAAUAAAGCCUGAGAAAAAGAGAAAUCAUUGGAGGACAUGGAUUGUCGGUUACUGACCGUUGGUGAUUUUUCUUAAAUUUAAUUUCUCUAUUUUUCAGUGGAAGUGAUCUGUUUUUGUUUUGAAAUUUUUAUUUUUAUUUUUUCAGAAUUAUUCUUUUGAAGAGAUUGUAAUAAAUCCUGAGAAAAAGAGAAAUCAUUGUUGGAGCA
Magnolia sinica is the source of this 2860-nucleotide messenger RNA. Its product is annotated as V-type proton ATPase subunit G-like. NCBI's taxonomy places the organism in Eukaryota, Viridiplantae, Streptophyta, Magnoliopsida, Magnoliales, Magnoliaceae. Gene Ontology annotation, cellular component: vacuolar proton-transporting V-type ATPase complex. Gene Ontology annotation, biological process: proton transmembrane transport. Gene Ontology annotation, molecular function: proton-transporting ATPase activity, rotational mechanism. The transcript has 3 exons. The record is from RefSeq and is a predicted model, not a curated record. Bases 2308 to 2592 code for a protein of 94 amino acids.